Molecule: messenger RNA, 393 nt
Organism: Leishmania major strain Friedlin
Lineage: Eukaryota; Euglenozoa; Kinetoplastea; Trypanosomatida; Trypanosomatidae
Exons: 1
Coding region: 1-393 (130 amino acids)
Biological process (GO): maintenance of protein location in cell cortex
Cellular component (GO): cell cortex
Molecular function (GO): phospholipid binding; protein binding
Source: RefSeq, a predicted model, not a curated record
AUGGACCUGCGCAUGAGUGUCGAGACACUGCGCGCUGGCGAUUGGUUCUACAAGUGGACAUCCAAGGGCGACUCGGUACACCGGCGGUGGUUCUGGAUCGACACGAAAAGCUACCUUCUCGUGUGGAGCAACUACGAGACCUACAGCCCGCACUUUUGCGGCAGUGUACGCCUCGACGACAUCUGCCAGGUCACCUCGCGCGACCUGUUCAGCGUGGACGAGGGCGCAUUCCCUAAGACGUACUACGUCCUGCUGAUCGAGACGAGGAAGCGGGUGCUGCAGCUGGCGACCGAGCUGAAAGACAAAUGCGACACGUGGUUUGAGGCCUUGAAUAAUGUGAUGGGAUUCAUCCACCGUAAUGACAUGGCAAGGGGUGCCCUGAUCCCUGACUGA